GUGAGCAGUGGAUCCUAGAGAGUCAGUCAGUAAGUCAGUGUGUCCGGGUAAAUCUAAGUGGUGAGGAGUGGGAUAUUGUCGUGCACCUGACGCCACGAUGGACGACUAUCCGAUGCAUGGGUUGCUGGUUGGGUUCUCUCUUUGGGGGACCCUCUGGCACCUCCUUUUUCCUCUGGGGUUCUGGCACACCUUCACGGGUAGAGUAGAUACCCGGGGUGGUGCCUCCACCAAGCCAUACACGAAGGAGGAGGAGGCGAAGAUGGUCGCCAUUCUGCAGGAGAGCAAGGAGAAGAAGGAGGCCAAGAAGAAGGCCUUGAAGAAGGAACAGGCGGCCAAAUUGAAGAAGAUAGAAGAAGAGAUGGCCAGAGAGAAGGAGAGGAUACAGAAAGAAGAAGAAGAAAAGUUGAAAGAGGUGGAAGAGGAGGAAGAAGAUGAAAUGCCACUGCAGAGGAAGAAGGGGCAGUUCAGUGGCAGUAGGGAUGAGGAGACGGAGAAGCGGAUCUCAGAGUGGGUCGCCAACUUAUCCCUGGACGAAGAAGAGGAGGUGGCGAUGUAUAUCUCUAAGGACGAUCAGGAAGCCGCUAUGAGAGCUUGGGAAGCAGAAAAAAAUGUUGUGAAGCGGCGGGCAAUGGAAGAUGAGAAGAGAAUGGAAUGGAGGUUGGCAGUGAUGAGGGAGAAGAAGAGGAGAGUGGACGUGGCAGCGGAGGCGGCAAAAAAAUUAGAGGAGGUAAAAAAUAUAGAAGAGCAACUAGCCGCCCAGACUGAACUCCCAGCCCAAAUGCGAGUCAUAGCUCGAAAUGUUGCCCGCCUGGCACAAAUUCAGGCGGAGCAAUACGACUUCAGUAGAAGCCAGCACAUAGCUGUGCGUUCGAUACGGUUGGGAUUCCGGGACUUUGCUCGCGAGCUGGUAGACGCUGUAGGAACCGAGGUAGGCCACCGCCUUGACAAGACUGAGCGGUUUUGUGCCGGCGCCAUUGAGGGCGUCAAGGCGGCAGCCCCCAAGGAGGAGGAAGCACGUCCUCCUUGUCGGGAACCGGUCAAGGUCAAAUUCCCUGAUUCCUACAGUGGAAAAAGGGAAGAGAACUUUGACAACUGGGAAGCCAACAUUAAGACCUAUGUGCACUUGCAACAUGUCUCCCCGGAUCAGCAGGUUCUAAUUGCGAUCCACGCGCUGAGAGAUCAGGCCGCCAGUUUUGCAAGGUCCCUAGUUCGCGCUGCCAACUGUAGUGACGAUCCCGUUGUGUACUCCUCGUUCACGUCCCUCACCGAAUUCCUGAAGUUGUUGUGUGAGAGAUUCGUUGAUGUUGCCCGCAGCGUUAAAGCCUCAGAUAGGCUGCAAACGAUCCACUCUCGCCGGUGUCUAGAUAGCUGCCCAGAGACCGCUUGUAUUAGGGUUUCUCGCCUAGAGAAAGAUGGGAAAGUGAAGAAGGUUCUCCACUCCCUGACUCUCCUCGUAGAAGACAGCCUCCCAUUUGAUAUUGUCCUGGGAAUGGAUUGGGGAGAGGCAGUCGGGGCCACGCUCCAUUUGAAGGAGCACGAGUGUAGGCUCCCUAGUUCUUCAGGCAAGGCUAAGACUGCCCGCUUGUUCCAUGUGUCAGGAGUAUUGAAUCCCUUGGCACAUAGCUGCCUUAGUGCUCCUGCGUUCGCCAGAUUAGUGAAAAAUGAGAAAUUGGAGGAACAGGUUUUUGUUGCCUAUGUUAGGCCAGUGACUGAGCCUACGGAAGAAAAGCCGAUGGACCAUGCGAUGGCCAAGCUGCUGGAAGAGUUCAAAGAUCUAACUGAGCCGCCGAUAGGAGUGGUACCGUGGCCCAUCCAGCACCGCAUUGAGAUAGAGCCUGGCAGUAGAACUCCUAAGGGCGCCAUGUAUAGGAUGUCCCCACGAGAGUUAGAGGAGCUUUGCAAGCAAUUAGACGAGCUCCUCGAGAAGGGUUGGAUUAGGCCCAGUUCGUCUCCUUUUGGAGUGUCUGUUCUCUUUGUUCCUAAGAAAGAGGGACAGUUGAGGAUGUGUAUAGACUAUAGGGGUCUGAAUGCUAUUAUAGUGAAGAAUGUUGAGCCACUUCCUAGGAUAGACGAUCUCUUAGAUCGAGUGCAGGGGGCCAGGUAUUUCUCUAAGAUAGACUUAAAGUCCGGAUAUCAUGAGAUAGAAGUGCAUCCUGAUGAUCAGUAUAAGACAGCCUUCCAGACUAGAUAUGGGCACUACGAGUUCAUAGUAAUGCCCUUUGGACUAACCAAUGCGCCAGCUACGUUCCAGCACUGUAUGAAUGAUUUGUUUAGGCCAUGGUUAGACAGGUUCGUCGUAGUUUACUUAGACGACACCCUAGUGUUUAGCAAGACCCUCGAAGAGCAUCAGGGUCAUCUUAGGCAGGUCUUGGAGAAGCUGAGGGAAGCUAACUUCAAGAUCAAUGCAAAGAAGUGCGAUUGGGCGAAAACCCAAGUUUUGUACUUAGGCCACGUCUUAGACGGAGACGACGUUAAGCCAGAAGAUAGCAAGAUCGCAGCGAUCAGAGAUUGGCCCACGCCACGUACGCUGACAGAGUUGCGCUCGUUCCUGGACUUAGCUAAUUACUAUCGGAAGUUCGUGAGGAACUUCUCUACCAUCGUUGGGUCCCUUCGCAGAUUGUUGAGAAAGGAGACCAUCUGGAAGUGGGAUAAGUAUUGCACGUCUGCCAUAAAGAAGUUAAAGCAGGCAUUGAUAGAGUAUCCAGUCCUUAAAGUCGCUCAUCCGUCCUUGCCCUUUGUCGUCACGACCGAUGCGAGUCAAUACGGCAUAGGCACAGUGUUACAGCAAGACGAUGGCAAUGGGUAUAGACCCGUAGAAUUCAUGUCCGCCAGGAGGCAUUCAGAGAAGGUCGCGACAUCUACCUAUGAGAGGGAACUCUACGCUCUCAGGCAAGCCUUAGACCAUUGGAAGCACUACUUGCUUGGGAGGCACUUCAAAGCCUAUUCUGACCAUGAAACAUUACGAUGGUUAGAGACGCAGGCCAAGAUGACACCUAAGCUUACUAGGUGGGCCGUAGAGAUAGAUCAGUACGACUUCGAGCUCAAGCCUGUCAAAGGGAAGUAUAACGUAGUCGCAGAUGCUCUAAGUAGGCGAGCAGAUUACUUUGGGGCAAUAGUGCAUUACCUAGACAUAGGGAAGGAUCUGCAACAGAAGGUUAGAGAAGCCUACGCGCAGGACCCUAUCUACAGUGACCUCCUUAAGAAAGUCAAAGAGGCCCCUGAGACUGAACCGAACUACCGCACUACCGAAGGGUUGCUCUUUGAGAAGACUAAUGUAUUCGACCGCCUGUGCAUUCCCCGUAGCGAAGAGAUUCGUAGUCUGAUUCUGGGAGAAUGCCACGACACAGAGGGUCAUUUUGGUUGGCAAAAGACGUUAGCCAAUCUAAUGCGUGCGUAUACCUGGCCAGGAAUGAAGAAUGACUUCGUAGAGUAUGUUCGCAGUUGCAAAGUCUGCCAGCGUAACAAGAGUUUUACGCGCGCCCCGCUAGGUCUUCUCAGACCCUUACCCAUUCCGGAUCAACCGGGAGACUCAGUGUCCAUAGACUUCAUGGACACUCAAGUCAAGAGCAGGCAUGGCAAGAGCCAAGUCAUGGUCAUAGUCGACCAUUUUAGUAAGGUGAUCCAGAGUGCGAACAGUGAGUUGCUUGGGCGCUGAGUCGCCAUAGCCAGUAGAAGCGAACGUCCCUGAAAGACAUCUCUGUGUACUGUGUGGGCGCAUGUCGCCAGUUGUGUGUUGUUGUCCACGUGCAUGAAAAGUGUGAAUAAGUCGAGUCUGAUUGCAAUGCCUGCAAAAAAAAAAAAAAAAAAAAAAAAAAAUUUAGGCCCAAACGAACUGCUUAAUUUCAGCAUUGUUAACAAAUUCAAGAAACGGAA
Molecule: messenger RNA, 3873 nt
Organism: Chara braunii
Lineage: Eukaryota; Viridiplantae; Streptophyta; Charophyceae; Charales; Characeae
Source: the annotation of a GenBank genome assembly